GAAGUGAGCGAAGAGGAUGGCGAAGCGCAGAAUGAAUUAUGUGAGAAACAGGAGUCCGUGUGGCUCUCCCUGCUUCCUAGGGUCAAUUUUUAUAUAUUUAUACAAUCUUUUAUUUUGCUAGAUCACUGUUUAUCCACUAAGGGCAGGAUGAGUGCGGAGGCGGCGGAUCGGGUCGCCGCUGUGACGAGCAGCCGGCCCAGCACGCCUCUUCAGACUUCCUGGUUUGAGUUCCUCCUGGACCCCGCCUUGUUGGAGAAACACCUGCAGAUGUGCAACGCAGACCCGACCGCCGUGCAGCUCAUCGUCCAGUUCCUGGAGCAGGCGUCCAAGCCGUCCGUGAACGAGCAGAAUCAAGUGCAGCCUCCGGCGGACAACCGGCGGAACCGCACCUUGAAGCUGCUGGCCCUGAAGGUGGCGGCGUACAUGAAGUGGGACCUGGAUGUGCUGGAAAAAGGCUUGACCAUCCCCGUCUUGAACAUGCUACUCAACGAGCUCCUGUGCGUGAGCAAAGUGCCACCGGGGGUGAAACACGUGGACCUGGACCUGUCCACCCUGCCCCCGACCACGGCCAUGGCGGUCCUCAUCUACAACCGCUGGGCCAUCAGGACCAUCGUGCUGAGCAGCUUCCCCGAGAAGCAAACCAAACCGGGGCCGCAUCAAAUGAACAUGUUGAAUGUGGUGCAGCAGGAGAAAGAGAUGACGGAAAACAUCCUCAGUGUCUUGAAAGAGCAGGCUAGCGACUCCAUCAGUGUCCUGGCGGGAGCUCUACGGCUGAAGAAGGACUUCUAUGUGCACACCAUGAGGACCUUGGACUUGCUGGCCGCGGACGCCGCCGCCGCCAACGGCGAGACCGAAUCCUCCACGGCGGGGCUCCGCAUCAGCGCCGACGAGCUACACUGCCAGGUUCACUACGACUUGGGGGCCAUUUUCUUCCAGCAAGGCUGCACGGACCAGCCGGCGUUUGAGAAGGCCCGAGAUCACUUCAGGCAGACUAAAGAGCUCCUGAAGAAGCUGGACUCCGCAAUCCACGUCCACCUGGAUGAGAAGCGUCUCGCGGGGUACUGGAACGCCUGCAAAGCCCUGACCGGCGACUGCGACUCAUGCGACUCGCAGACAACUCACUACGACCAGAUCAACAUGAUGAUCAGCGCUCGCAGCUACCAGGCGGUAGUGGAAGCUUUCGUCAAGGACAACGUGGGCCGAAGCUUGCCGAAGCACUUCAGGUGCUCUGUACUCAGGGAGCUCUUGCACAAGGCCCAGCAAGGGGAAGCGGGCCUGGACGAGGUUUGUCACAAGUUGUGUGUCUGCAACGCCGUGCGUGACGCUCUGGAAGGCGAAGUGCUGGGCCUGCGCUUCCAGCAGCUGCUCCUGAAGCCCAGUAAACGCCUGGUAGACUUCAUUUUAGAGGUGAGCACGCGGUCAUUGGAGAAGGAGCGUUCAUCAGAAACAUCCAGAAGAAACAUGGCUACUUUUAUGCGCACUCUCUGUGAAAGCCUGGAGGAUCGGUCUCUGGUGUUCGUGGUGUCCUCUCACAAACUCUUCACGGAGCUGCUGAAGGAGGAGGAGAGGAAGUUGCUGGUGGAGCAGAUGCGGAAGAGGUCGGCCACGGUCAACCUCAGCGCAAAGCCCCUUCCGUCCUUCUACGACAUCCCAGCGUCGGCGAGCGUGAGUGUCGGGCAGCUGGAGCAGCAGCUCAUCCUCUCCUUGGACCCGCGCAGGAUCAGGCAGAUCCUCACCGAGCUCCACGGCGCCGCAGAUCGGCGCUUCUGGAGGGUCAACAGCAAGUGGGAAGUCCCUGCAGACUACCGCAGUGUGGUCCUGGCUAUCAAAGACAACCUGACCAAGGACCUGGUCUACAUCUUCAUGGCCAAAGGCCUUCACUGCAUAUCCAUAAAGGACUUCCUGCACGCGCGGCAGCUCUUCUCUGCCUGCUUGGAGCUGGUGACCGAGUUCUCGCCGCGUCUGAGGCAGGUGAUGCUGAACGAGAUGCUGCUGCUGGAGGUACGCGCCCACGAGACGGUGGCGGCCGAAGGCAGCAAGGAGCGGCCGCCCCCCGACCUGGUCAGCAGAGUGAGGGGCUACCUGGAGAUGAGGAUACAUGAUCUUCCUCUGCGUCAGGUGGUCGGGGAGGAGUGCGUGGCCUUCAUGUUGAACUGGAGGGAGAACGACUACCUGACUCUGCAGGUGCCGUCCACUGCCGUCAUGAACAACCCGUACAUCAAGCUGGGCCAGCUCCUGGCGUCCACGUGCAAAGAGCUCCCCGGUCCCAAAGAGAGCCGGCGCACUGCCAAGGAGCUUUGGGACGUGGUGGUGCAGAUCUGCAGCGUCUCCAUCCAGCACAAGCGCAGCAACGACGGCCGAGUGGGCCUGAUCAAGCACCGGGAGUCCUCCAUGGGCAUCCUGCACAGGAGUAAAUUGAUGACAUUUGUCACCAAGAUCAGAGAGCCGUUGGUGCUGACGACCCUCAUCUCGCUUUUUGUGAGGCUGCACUCCAUCGUGAGGGAUGACAUCGUCAACGAAGUGACCGCCGAGCAUCUCUCCAUCUGGCCGUCGUCUCUCCCCAACAUACAGGCGGUGGACGUGGAGGCCGUGGCGGUGACGGUUAAAGAGCUGGUGACCUACGCCCUCACGCUCAACCCCAACAACCAGUCGUGGCUCAUCACGCAGGCCGACAUCUACUUUGCGACCAACCAGUACUCUGCGGCACUCAACUUAUACCUUCAGGCCGGCGCUGUGGCCUCGGACUUCUUCACUAAAGCCGUCCCGCCUGACGUCUACUCGGACCAGGUGCUGAAGAGGAUGAUCAAGUGCUGCUCCAUGAUGAACUGCCACACGCAGGUCGCCGUUCUUUGCCAGUUCCUGAGAGAAGUCGACUACAUGACGGCGUUCAAGGCGCUACAGGAGCAGAACAGCCACGACGCCAUGGACUCCUUCUAUGACUACAUCUGGGACGUCACCAUCCUGGAGUACCUCACGCAUAUUCACCAUAAGCGCGGCGAAGCGGAAAAGCGACAAAUAGCGAUAAAAGCCAUCGGCCAGACGGAGUUGAACACCAGCAACCCGGAGGAAGUUCUGCAGCUGGCGGCGCAGAAACGGAAAAAGAGGUUCUUACAGGCCAUGGCCAAACUUUACUUCUAAGCGGCACUGGAUCACAACACCGGAAUGUGCAUUUUUAUUUUGUGGUAGGAAAUACAUGAAAUAAAUUAACUUUUUGUA
Nerophis lumbriciformis (worm pipefish) is the source of this 3216-nucleotide messenger RNA. RefSeq names its product integrator complex subunit 8 (gene ints8). Gene Ontology annotation, biological process: snRNA 3'-end processing. The record is from RefSeq and is a predicted model, not a curated record. NCBI's taxonomy places the organism in Eukaryota, Metazoa, Chordata, Actinopteri, Syngnathiformes, Syngnathidae. Gene Ontology annotation, cellular component: integrator complex.